Molecule: messenger RNA, 848 nt
Organism: Antechinus flavipes (yellow-footed antechinus)
Lineage: Eukaryota; Metazoa; Chordata; Mammalia; Dasyuromorphia; Dasyuridae
Gene: CLDN5
Product: claudin 5
Exons: 1
Coding region: 97-753 (218 amino acids)
Biological process (GO): bicellular tight junction assembly; cell adhesion
Cellular component (GO): bicellular tight junction; plasma membrane
Molecular function (GO): structural molecule activity
Source: RefSeq, a predicted model, not a curated record
GCCCAGGUCGUCCGCCGAGCCCGGGGCCGCGGCCUCUCUCCGCUCCCUCCCCUCCUCCUCCUCCUCCCGCCAGCUGCCGGUUCCUGCCCCGCGGCCAUGUCCUCGGUGGCGCUGGAGAUCCUGGGGCUGGGGCUGUGCAUCGUGGGCUGGGUGGGCAUCAUCGUGGCGUGCGGGCUGCCCAUGUGGCAAGUGUCCGCCUUCCUGGAGAGCAACAUCGUGACGGCGCAGACCAUCUGGCAGGGCCUGUGGAUGAACUGCGUGGUGCAGAGCACGGGCCAGAUGCAGUGCAAGGUGUACGACUCGGUGCUGGCGCUCAAGCCCGAGGUGCAGGCGGGCCGCGCGCUCACCGUGCUCGUGGCGCUGCUGGGGCUCGUGGCGCUCAUGGUGACCGUGGCCGGCGCGCAGUGCACCACGUGCGUGGCGCCGGGCAAGGCCAAGGCGCGGGUGGCGGCCGCCGGCGGCGCCCUCUACGUGCUCUGCGGCCUGCUGGCGCUCGUGCCCCUCUGCUGGUUCGCCAACAUCGUCAUCAGCGAGUUCUACGACCCCACGGUGCCCACGUCGCAGAAGCGCGAGAUGGGCUCGGCGCUGUACAUCGGCUGGGCGGCCACGGCGCUGCUGCUGCUCGGGGGCGGCCUGGUCUGCUGCGGCGCCUGCUCGGCCGCGGCCCGCGAGGAUCUGCCCUUCCCGGUCAAGUACUCGGCCCCGCGGCGGCCCACGGUGAACGGGGACUACGACAAGAAGAACUACGUCUGAGCCGCCCGGAGGCCGGGGGAGCGCGAGGGAGCGGCCCGGAGGCCAGGGCGCGGGCGCACACAACCGGGCCGCCGGCCGGCGCUCACCCUGCGGGA